AUGACAGACUUGGAGAAGAACUCCUUUGUGCUCUCAGCGAUUGGUCGACAAGCUGACUCGAAAAAGGAGACAUGCCCCGCCUAUUCAAUUGGCACCGAGGGCUAUACCGGACAAGGCUAUCGAGAGGUUCAAGCCAUGAAGGUGUUCCUUUCUCGAAAGCUCACGCAACGCAUUCAACAAGGGAGGACGGCACCAGGCCCUCACUAUGACGUGCCGAAGCACAUGGGCCGUGGUCCCGCCUUUGCCUUCCCCCAGGAGGAGCAACGCCCACCCCUGGGGGGGCCGUACUAUCCAGACUCCUCGGUGGACUUGACCUGUGCCACCGUGGAUAGCCAGAAGGUGAAGUUUGCCGGAUCGGCACACGCCUGUUUUGGGUCAGAGAUGCGGAUGGGCAUCCAGAAUGCGGAGAUCCUGGUGCGGAGCCCCGACCACCGGGUUGCUGUUUCAGAGCCGUUGGUGGAUCUGUGA
Messenger RNA from Durusdinium trenchii, 468 nucleotides. Lineage: Eukaryota; Dinophyceae; Suessiales; Symbiodiniaceae. The record is from the annotation of a GenBank genome assembly.